Messenger RNA from Entamoeba invadens IP1, 1503 nucleotides. RefSeq lists its product as hypothetical. The transcript has a single exon. The record is from RefSeq and is a predicted model, not a curated record. NCBI's taxonomy places the organism in Eukaryota, Evosea, Mastigamoebida, Endamoebidae. The coding region runs from base 1 to 1503 and encodes 500 amino acids.
AUGCUCUUGCUCUUAUUUGUUAUCUCAUCACUUGCAGACUCUCAAAAGUCUAUUUGUAUCAACGAUUUUAUUGUUUUUAACUACGAAGAUCAGGCUAUUACAAUUGACAACAGAUUUGAUUGUUACAAAGACAUCCCAGAUCAGAAGAUGGUCAGAGGAAUUAAUUUGAAAGCACUUUGUUAUGUCAACGAAAAAUACAUGUAUAUGUCUAAAGGUGGGGAAAAGGUUAGCCGGUGUGGUGAAUUUUUACAACUAGUUGGUCCUUACCAGAAACAAGUUAUUUGUAUGAUAGCAGGAUCCAUGAACAUUACCAAAGCUGGUAUCACCGAAGACUUGGAAGGAAAACUACUUGCCGUGAAUGCUCAGAUAUACAAUCAACUCUCUCCCAAAACAAAGGCAACUAACAACUUUGUUACUCAACUUACUUUUUCACCGACAGAUUUAGACCAAGGAAUGAACCCAUCACUUAUCGUUAUCGAAAGGAAGGAAAAAAGUACAAUAAUUCAAAUUAUCAAUUGUAACCAAGUUCUUAACCAAAUUAGAGUGUAUUCACCAGAAGUAGAUGAAAUGUUUUACUUAAAAGAAGAUGGCAAAUUCGAAAUAACAAAUUUCAAAGGAAAGUACUCACUCAGACUCAUAUCAUUCGAUAAAAACAAGUUGGUAUUAAACAACAUCAACUUAAACGACGCAGAUACGUUUGAGUUUAAUUUCAGAUUCCCUGCAAUUAGAGCCAAAAAUUGUUAUUAUGUUGUAGACACUAAUGUGUUUUUACCAUCACAAUCAAAUGAUAUUGCUUAUUUCUUAAAGUGGCACAUCCUUCAACCCGACUACAAUAGUAAUUUAGUAGAAAAAACAAGAACACCAAAAGGAAUUCAAUUUCAACAAACUGAUGUUGUUAAUGGAAAAGGAUAUGUAUCAAUAGCUUUCUUGUAUGUCACUGAAAUGAUGUUUGACCAAGAUUUCACAAAAAUGACUAUUGAAUUAGAAGUGGAUGACACAACACAACUCGAAUUUAUUAAUGCUAAUAUGGUUUUUAAAACAGACUUUUUUUCCCUUUCAAAUGAUUCAUUCACUUCUGUUGAUGAUAAUUUGAAAAGUAAAUAUUUCAUAAAAGGCAAGGCAGUGACCGUUCAAAUCUUUUUUAAACCAGAAAGAAGAUCAUUUUCUAAUGGUUGUUCCAUCAAAUUAUUUGUAAAGGAUGGCACUUCCGUGACGCUGAAAAAAGCCGUAUUAUCCCGUUCAAGUUUGUCUGACAAUCAGUAUUUAUGUGACCACAAAUCAUGGGACUGUUACAACACCGAAUGUCAAAUUACAAAUGAAUCAUAUGUUCAAGGCACAAACGUAUGGAGUGAUAAUUGCCGACCUGCUUGUGGUACAUGCAGAGUUGGUUUUGUAUGUACAACUGGAGGGAUGUGUAUUCAUGAAGUUAACAAUAAUCUGAGAAGUGGAACAGUAAACUUGUUCAUAACAAUCUUUGUUUUCUUUAUACUCCUCGGCUUGUAA